CCCGGGUUCAAUCCACACUGGGUGGGGGUGCCGGGGAACACCUCCCUAAUUUAUUGUAAUAAGGUUAUGAGUACAAUAGAGUUGAGAUUACAAACGGUGACUUGAAAGAACAAGAUAAAUGGAACGAACAUGAAUAAAAUUACAUCAACAAUUAAAAUCUUUUGAUGGGAUUCCAAUUGAAGCCUUAUGAUAAGGCCUGUUGUGAAACCUUAUGGCUCUCUUAAGAUAAGGCCUAAAUAUUGUUUCUUCUGGACGAGAUUGCCUAAAGCGCUGGAGGGCGGCUGCCAAUUUAUGCGGUGAAUCAAACCUCCCGUCCACUGGGUAGAGAAAGUAGUCUAUUUCGCUUUGAGGUCUUUUUGAGUGGCUUCGGGUGAUCAUGAGAUGAGAUGAGUAUCCUACCUGGUAGUAUAGUUGAGCAUCUUCUGUGGCUUCGUUUGGAGAGAUUUUGCAGAUUGUGUUUUUGCUUUUCUACUUUUGAUUUGCGUAAAUCCUUCAAAGUUUUCCUCCUCAAUUGUACAAUUUUCGGUAUUACCUGCAUGACUGCAUCAUAAAAAGUUAGCAUUUGGGUGUCAUCAGAAAUAGUUUCAUCACUGGACUGGAUCGGGAUAAGUGUAGUCACUGCAUAGUCUUGCGUCGGAUCAGAGAGGAUCCCAUCAUUUCCAUUCCGGGCCUCAAAAGUAUCAUAUCCAGCCUCAUAGGUAACCAGUUGGUGAAUACCCUCAGUUACCGCCUCGUGAUGGGUGGCCACCGGGGUUUCAUCAUAAUAAAAAGCCAACUCGCGUUGGACUGAGGCAGACUGAGUAGCAUCAACAGGGGCCUCGUUGUGGUCUAUUACCACUUGAAUGGGACCUAAACCCAUAUUUUUAGCAUCAACAGCAACAUAUUUAGGGACAAUAACUUCUUUAACGGGAUCACAAGUGAUUCUAGUAAGAUCGUUAACAGGAGCACAAUUAGAACCUGGCUUAUCAACUGAAAUAGGGGCAUUAGUUACAGUGGUAGUAAGUUCGUUAACAGAAGCACAAUUAGAACCUGGCUUCUCUAUUGAAACAGGGGCAUUUGUCAUAGAAAUAUCAAUAACGGAACCACCUGCCUGGACUUGUUUGGCAUUCACAGGGGCACAAGGAUAACAUGAGUUAUCAAUUGAGCAAAUAGUAUCUUGAAAUUUGGCCUUAUCGGUGGGAUGAGAAACUGCUAAAACACUUUCCAAAGUAGCAAUAUCAUCAAUAACAUCAGUAACAUCAGCAUUAUAGCCUUAUAGGUACCCGACUGUUGAGUAAUCAAAACAUGAAUAACAUUCGGUGAAACUUUGGUACAAGCAUCAAUACCAUUAGUAACAGGGACAUUGGCACUGCAGCUUGCACCCCCGCCCUUUGGCAGUGAACAUUUGGGGCAGUCCUUAUCUUUAUGUCCAAAACGAUGGCAGUUUUUACAGAAAAAAGGGUGUGUUUUUCGCCAUCGUAGGUGCGGCGCUGCUUUUUCGACGCAUCUUUGGCGUCGUAGUGCGUGGUUUGGACAAUCGUGGUAGCAGCGAUGGACAUGGUUAACGUGGAGGAGAAGUUGAUUGAUCAAUUCAAUGACAUGGAUUUGGGUCCUACGGCGGGUGCGCUACUGAUUGAUGAUGAUGGGGUUUCUGAAUCCGAAUCCGGAGAGACAACGAGAGAGGUAACCAAUCGAGCGACGAAGGUCCGGUCUCCUCCUGAGCCACCGCCAGGGGUUGAAAGAGGUGCUAGGGUUCAAGACAUUUAUUUUGAUUGUUUAGAUUUUCUCAUGCUUUGUCCUCCUCCGAUGAGAUUUUAUUAUUUUGUCAUUUGGAUUCUCGUUACUGUCUUUGUUGCUAUGUGUGUCAGUUUGUUUGGGAUUUUAGCCUUUCUUCAUGUCAUUAGCUAUGUUUGGAUCUUUGGAAACAGGGAUGGCUGUGUCAAGCCUGGUACAUGGUUAGCGAUUCGUGUUGCUCUUUCAAGGGUGACCGUCUUUAAGUCUCACCAUAGGGUUUACAGUCGUAGUUGUUGGUGUCUGUUUGGUGUCAGAUUUGUUUUUCAUCUCAUUGAUGUAAUGAUCCUAAAACUUAUGAUAUGAAUGUAGGCUAUUUUUGUUCAAAAA
Cuscuta epithymum is the source of this 2100-nucleotide messenger RNA. NCBI's taxonomy places the organism in Eukaryota, Viridiplantae, Streptophyta, Magnoliopsida, Solanales, Convolvulaceae. The record is from the annotation of a GenBank genome assembly.